UCGACUGUGAUUCAGUUAACCACCAUGGAGGCUCCCCAACAGUCACCGAAGGCAAGCGGCACCGGUGACCCGGAAGGCAAGGAUGGCAUUGAGCAGGUCAAGAAUGUUGUUCCACAGCUACCCCAGUAUCUGCACACGGUGGUCGAAAAACUUGCCUCGCGGGAUGGAUUUACGAUGGGCAAAUUUUCGGUUGUUUUCGAUCUGGGCUCCAACAAGGGCGAUGGCUUCGCAGGAGAGAUUUUCAAAGCCAUCGUAACGGAAAGUGUCCGAAAGAGCGAGUAUCUGUGCAAGAUCCCACCGUUGGACGAGGUACGCCGUGUACAGUUCCACGCGAUGAUUACCUUCGCCCGCGAGACCCUGGUGUACGAGAAGUUUCUGCCAAUGAUCUACAAGUAUCAACGAGAGAAGGGUUUAACAAGCCCCGGGGAAGGAUUCUUCCAUGCACCUCGGUGCUACCAUGCACAUUGUGAUGAGGCGGCGCAAGAAUCGGUCAUCGUGAUGGAGGAUCUUAGGUUGCGCGACUUCCAGAUGUGGAACAAACACAAUCCGAUCGACUACGAUCAUGCGAAGCUCUUCAUGGAGCACAUCGGAAGGCUACACGCCAUUUCACUGGCCAUGAAACGCGACCGACCGGAGGAGUUUGAGCCGUUUAAGCUUCCAAAUCCUUUCGAUAAACUUUCGGUGGAGGGCGAUCGUUUCGACAACAGUCUACUGUCACAGUUCCAAGUAGUGCUCGAUGCGCUCGACGAGCGCGACACCAUUGAGCAGACAAAGAUGGAGCAAUUAAAGCUGAACGUCUUCAAAGAACAGCAGCGGUGUGAAAAUGCGGCCUUAGCCGAACCGUACGCAGUGAUCAUCCACGGCGAUUGCUGGAUCAACAACAUGAUGUUCCGAUACAAGGAUGGAAAAGCAGACGAGAUAAUCCUCUUCGACUGGCAAGUGAUGCGCUACGUAUCGCCGGUGCUGGAUUUGGUCUACUUCAUCUUUUGCUGUACGGAUGAGGACUUCCGCAGGAAACAUUACGACGAAAUGAUUGAUAUUUACUAUCGCUCGUUGUCGGUCACACUCGAAAAGUUGCAGCACGCGGCCGACGAGCUGUUUCCUCGCGAUGCUCUGGAUGAGCAUCUUCGGCUGUUCGGCCGAUAUGGGCUACUGAGAGGCAUGUUUCUCGUACCUAUAAUGUGCACCGAGGCUGACGAAUUUCCCAACAUGGAGGAGAUGGCACGACGUUUACUUAUUGUUAUUGUUUUACUUUUAUAA
Messenger RNA from Anopheles cruzii, 1260 nucleotides. RefSeq lists its product as uncharacterized. The transcript is spliced from 2 exons. The coding region runs from base 25 to 1260 and encodes 411 amino acids. The record is from RefSeq and is a predicted model, not a curated record. Lineage: Eukaryota; Metazoa; Arthropoda; Insecta; Diptera; Culicidae.